AUGGUGAAGAACAAAAAGUCAUCUGACGCUGAUAAGCGAGCGGCGGGGCGUAAGAAGGGCGGGGACGACGAAUCAUACAGCUUCGACGAUGGCGGUGGCGGAUCCGAAAGUGGCGAGGAAGCCGCUGCCACAGCACCCGACCUGUCCAUGGACUCACUCCGCAAGGUCUUCCACCUGCCCUGCGUGGACGCCGCGGCUGCUCUGGGCGUGGCGCAUUCGAAGCUCAAGCGGCGGUGCCACAAAAUGAAGAUUGCCCGCUGGCCGCAACGUAAAUUGGCCUCGCUGCUGUUCCUGCGGGAUGCGCUGCCCAACGACCCCCGGCUGUCAGCGGCGCAGCGGGAGUCCAUCAUGUCCAAGAUUGAUGCCGAGUACUGCAAGGUGAUGCAGGAUCCGAACCACCCGCUGGAUAAGGAGCUGGAGCAGCUGCGCAAGUCCAACUACAAACUGAAUUACAACCGAAAGCUCAAGUGCGCCGCUAAGACCGGAAAGCGGGCCGGGUCAGCGGGCGACACAGAUACCGGUACCGGUACUGGUGGCGGGUGCUCCUGGCGGGCAGGAGCAGACUCAGCAGCCGGGGGGGGGGCGGCAGGGCCGCGCUGGGAGCCCGCCAGCGGCAGCGCUGACGGCGACGACGGUGGCGGCGGCAGCGGCAGCGGGCGCCUCCCCCCCCGGAGGAUAGGGGCGCCGCCGCCGCUGACGUUGGGACGCGGCAGCGUGACGUCGCCAACAGCGUCAGGACAGGAGAACGGCAGCGGUGGCGGCAUUGUCGCCGCCGCCGCUGACUCUCCUGUCUGGGAUUCCGCCGCCGCCGCUGAAGACGACGGCGUCGUUGUUGCGGCCGCCGGCGCGGGCUUCGGGAGCAGCCCGCGCAGGGCCGUACAGCGCCGCCUCGCGGCGCAGCUUGGAGGGUCCGGCGGUGCCGCUGGUGGCGGGGUUGCUGGCGGCACUGGCGCUAGCGGCCUGGGCCGGCGUUCGUCCUCUUUAGAACGCAGUGCGCUGCUUUCCGUCAUUUCAGAUGGUAAGAUUGUCAAGCAGGGGGGGUCCGCGGCGCGGCGUCAGAGCGGCAGCGGCAACGCGACGCCGCGGACGCUGCAGGGCGGCGGCGGGCCGUCGGGGCCGUUCAGCACUGGCGCCGCCGCCGCAGUCGCCGCCGCCGCCGCCGGCCUUCUGGCUGGCGGCCCGGGCUCGCCACUGCUGCGGCGCAACCUGGCGUCGCCGGUGGGCCAUGGCGGCGGCGCCGCCGCCGAUGGCGCCGCGGCGGCCUUCGCUCCCGCCUCCCGAGAAGGGCCUCUGGAGGGCAUGUGGGGCAGCAGGGGCCCGGCGGGAGUCCACCUGCCCCCGGACCCCCUCCACCUACAGUCCAGCCUCGGAGGGGACGUACGCAUCCAGGGACUGGUUUCGAAGCAUCCCGGCGGCAUCCGCGCCGCCGCCCCCGGCCCAGCCGUCGGAUACGGCGCCAGCGCCGGCUUGGUUGAAGCCAUGUACGGCGGCCUCGGUGACGGCGCUGGCGGUGUUGCCGUCGGCAUUGGCGGCGGCAGCGCCUCCGUCGUGUCUGCCGGUGUCAAUGCGAUCCUAAACGACACGGGCGCUGCUUCGGCGGCUGCGGCGGCGGCAGGUGGUCUACUAUUGGGGCUGGAGGCGAUGAUGACGGGUGUCACUGGCGGCGGCAGCGGUGGCGGUGGCGGUGGCGGCGGACGUGCCGCUGGGUUGCAGGCACCUGACCAACUGUCGGAAGAAGAAUUGGCGCUGCUUGGGAUCCAGGGCCCAGAUCGGGAUUUGUUACUGGAUCCAACAACUGACAACAGUUUGGAUCCGCUACUGGAUCUCCUGUUGGCUGGAAGCGACCCCGUGCUGGGGUCCGGUGGCGUCGGUGGUGGUGGUGGUGGUGGUGCAACGGCGGCCGCGGCCGCGGGCACGGGCCGGCCGAUGAUGCCGUCAAUCUCACAGCAGCUGCCCCAGCCGCACCAAGAACAGUUCCUCCCCUCCUCGUCCGCCCUGCUGAGUCCGCCCGGCGGCGGCGGCGGCGGCUGCGGGCCGCACGGGGUAAUGUCCAUUACCGCAACAGCCGCCAUGCAACAGCCGCACCUGUUGUAUUCGCAGCAGCAGCCUUAUGUCUUCAAUGAGGCGCCGGUGCGCCGGCUUUCUGACGCGCUACCCGCUGGCAAUGGCAUGCUGUACGGCAGCGACCUGGCUGCAGCCGGCGGCGGCGGCGGAAUUGCCGGCGCCGCUGGUGGCAGCAUGCCGUCAUCGGCCUCGCCGGUUCUAUUCCGCACCUCCGCGUCCGGGGUGCCGCUAGCACCUGGCGGAGGGGGCGGGGGCGGGGGUUUGUCGCCCUCCGUAUCCUUAGCGACAGGGACAGGGACCGCGCCGCUGGGUGUCGGCGGCUUCCCGCCGCUGCGGCAGCAUCGCCUGUCGUCAGUGUCCGGCAUCUCGGGCGCCGCGCAGCCGGCGUUAGGCGGCAGCGGCGGCGGUGACCUCUUGUCGCUUGAUGCGUCCGCCGUUACCGGCAGCGGUAGCGGCAGCGGCGGCCUCUUUGACAGCGAUAUAGUACGGCGGAUGGCGGCCCUACAUGCCAGGUCAAACUCCGCCUCGGGCGCCGUCGAGCCGUCGGGCAGAAACAACAUGUUGGGUUCAGCUGACGCUGACGUCAGUGCCAGCAGCAGCAGUCGCCGGUCCGGGGAGGGGACCGGGCGGGACGUCGGGGCUACUGCCGCGGCCUCCUUGUCGCUGCUGGGCCGCCGGGAGCAGCAGCAGCAGCAGCAGCAGCAGCAGCAGCUGGCGGCGGCGGUGGCGGCGGCGGCACGGGACCAGUUGACGCGCGCGAUUCACAGCAAUGGCAGGGACCCGAGCGGCGGCGGCGGAGGAGGAUACAGCAGCGGCGGCGGCGGUCCUGCUGCAGCUGCAGCGAGCCUGGGUGCGCCUGGUUUGCAUUCGCAGCAACAGCAGCAACAGCAGCAGCAGGCUGCGGUGUUGUACGGCCAGGCGGCGGCGGGUGGCAGCGGCGGCAGCGGGCCGUACCCGUCUGGUGGUGGCCACGUGUCUCCGCCGCCGCCGGAUACCCUCGCGUCUCUACAGGUACGGCGUCGCCGUGGGGUAGCUGACCGCGCCUUUUAG
Molecule: messenger RNA, 3114 nt
Organism: Volvox carteri f. nagariensis
Lineage: Eukaryota; Viridiplantae; Chlorophyta; Chlorophyceae; Chlamydomonadales; Volvocaceae
Product: RWP-RK domain-containing transcription factor
Exons: 5
Coding region: 1-3114 (1037 amino acids)
Molecular function (GO): DNA-binding transcription factor activity
Source: RefSeq, a predicted model, not a curated record